This is a messenger RNA of Cynoglossus semilaevis (tongue sole), 4848 nucleotides long. RefSeq names its product armadillo repeat containing 5 (gene armc5). The record is from RefSeq and is a predicted model, not a curated record. Gene Ontology annotation, biological process: anatomical structure morphogenesis. Gene Ontology annotation, cellular component: cytosol. NCBI's taxonomy places the organism in Eukaryota, Metazoa, Chordata, Actinopteri, Pleuronectiformes, Cynoglossidae. The transcript is spliced from 8 exons. Bases 165 to 3896 code for a protein of 1243 amino acids. Gene Ontology annotation, molecular function: protein binding.
AGCUGUAGUUUCAGUUUAAUGACGUGAUAUUUUUGUCACUAUUUUACUUGGAAGUUUAAAAUGACGCUCUGUACUGUUUCAUAUAUGCAAAACGGGGAUAUGAUAAAAUAGAAUUUUCGUAAAUUAGUCUUAAACACGUAGAAAAGGGAAUUUGUGGAGGGACCAUGGCGGCAUCACCGGAGUCCUCUUUGUCAUGGUGCCUGGCUCAAAUCUCUAGACCUGGCUCUGGAGCAGAGCAUCAUGGUAAUAACAAGACAGACACGAACAAAGGCAAAGAACUGGACAAGAGGUCCAGAAUAUCUCAGUGGCGAGCCCUGGUUGCCAUUCGCACACAACACAUCAAGGGAGACAAAGCUGGCAUUGCCAGGUUCAGGACUCAAGGUGGUCUUGAGCCAUUGCUGGACCUACUGAAACAGCCAGAGUGUUCCAAAAAAACACUGGAUUUGGCUCUGAGCAUCCUGGCUAACUGCUGCACUGAAUCUCAAACAUGCAUAGAGGUUCGCAAGCUUGAUGGAAUAACUAUCGUAGUGAGUAUCCUGAAAAGAAAUGUAGCCCUGGACAGCGUUCAGAAUCGAGCAGCCCGGGCUUUGGGAAACCUGGCCAUGGAUUCACAGAACUCUGCACUUAUCCACUCUGCUGGUGGCGUUCCUCUUCUUCUUCUCUGUGUCUCCGUUUCUUCCACCUCGUCCUCCCCCACCACCGUUCCCUCCAAAGACACCUGUCCUAAACUAGAGUGUGCCCAGUCAGCAGCUCGUGCACUCCUCUACCUCUCAGAUACUCCCUCUAACCGCCUGUCUUUACUCACCCAAGGAACCUUAUCUGCUCUUGCUCCUCUCAUUGCUCCUGAGUAUCCACAAGGGCUGAGGCGGGCAGCACUCAGGACCUUACAUGAACUGACUCGGGGUUGCGGUGUCGAAUGUGCCAGGGAGGUGUCCCGAUCUGGUAUCCUAGCCCAACUUGGUGUCAUGGCUUCAGGGGAGUCUGGAAAAUCUUAUGAGGAAUUGGCCCUGAAAACCCUUGCCAACAUUUGCUCUCAAGGUUGCCUGAGACCCCUGGUGGGGUCACUGGGAGUCAUUCAGAAGUUCACGGAGGAAGUUAGAAAGGACCUGCAGAAGUCUGGGGUCUUCCUCAAGGCUCUUUGCAUGUGCUGCAAGGAGGCAGUCAACAGAGUCAAGGUGAAGGAGAGUGGUGGCCUGGAGGUGCUGACCAGCUUCUUGUCUACACAGCAGGGCCAUCCACUCUCUCGACUUGUCAUUCUGGCUUGUGUCGACUUUGUGUUUGAUGAAUCUGCAAUGGAACAAUUACAAGAGUUAGGGCUGGUCCCUCUGCUAGUGGCACGUCUGGUUGAUCUCACCAAAGGAGAACAAUCUACCGAGAAGAUGGACACAAGUCCAUUAAACAUGUCUCCGACUGAGCUCCUGCCUCCAUCAUGCUUUGAAUCUUUUGACUUUCCUCCUCCUGAGGGUCACAAAAAGGAAGACGCUGUCAGGGAACAAGGCCUCUGUUCAUCAAGUUUUCAAAGUCUGAGGUCCUGGUUGGUAUCUGAGGGACUGAUAUCUUCAGAAGGAGAUCUGCCAGAUUCAUCCGGCGUUGAUGUUGAAUGUGAAAGUCCUCAGCUUCUACAAUCCUCAUCCCCAAACCCUUAUUUAAAUCAUCUUAAAAGCCCCUCCUCCUCCAUGAACACUUCUGUGUCUACUUGUAAAAAAACAGCCCAGCCUUUUUCAGUGUCACCCUUGGAUAAAGUCCCUGAUUUGACUACAUCUAGUCCUCAGUCCCCUGGUUCACUCACAAGCCAAAUCAACCACUGUUCCUCUGCUGCCUCCUCUCCCACUGAAACACCUGUGAUGGCAUCAAAGUUUUCAUCUCCUCAACGACGGAGGCAGCGGACACACUCAACAACAUCACUUACCAAAGUCAUAUUGGAGACCCCUCCUUCUAUGUCCCGUCAAAUGACUUACCAUCAUCCUUACCACCCCGAACCAUGGACCACCGAGUCUCCUAUUUUGCUGCUGUUGUCACGCUUUUCCCAUGCCAGCGAUCCAAGUGCUGCUCUGGUCACUUCGGGCACCAUGUCCGGUCUGCUCUACUACCUUACCCAGCACCAGGACCCCAGCAGCAGGUGCUUCCGUAUGCUCAGCAGGCUGAGCUGCAACCCAAACUGUCUGCAGGCGCUGGUCCGAACGGGCACAGUGGCAUUGAUUCAACACCGUCUCUGCCAGAGAGUGGGUUGGCGCAAGGGCGAGGACAGGCAGACAGACGGAGUCAAAGCCAAACUUAAACAACUAGGUGUUUCUCUUCUCAACAAUCUGCGAGUCCAGUGUGAGUCUGGAUUCGGCUCUGGGGUUCUGACCCGGGUGAUGAUGUCUGGCUCAGAACUGGACAAGUUGAACUGUGCACUGUCUUUGCCGUUAAUCAGCAGCAACAGGGCUCUGCUAAAGAAACUCCUCUUGGACAGUGGAGGUCUACUUUUAGCACUGCAGCCGCUAACUUAUUGUAGUGAGGAACUUGAUGUGGGUGGAGAAAGCCCGGCUGGAUGUAGACGACUGCUCUGCGACUUGUUGAAUUCACCUCACACAGGUCAGAGCUCUGAGGUUCACUCACUGUACUUCUCUCUUCUGAGUGGAUGUCUGUCCACUCUCAUAUGUUCCUUUAAAACUGAGCUUCAACAAAAGCACACAGGUGCUGCUGUUACAGGUGCUGUCAGUCAAACAGACAAAACUUUACCUCCUCCCUCAAAGAGACCUCGUUUAGCUGACAAAUGUCCCUACGACCUUUCGCAUUACGACCUGCUCUUGCUGUUGGAUGAUGGGACUCGUGUCCCGGCCAAUAGGGAGGCUGUGGCUGGUGAAGAGGCAACAGACAGAAUUGGCUCAGAAUACUUCCGUGCCCUAUUAAGAGGUGGAUUUGGAGAAGCUCAGUGUAAAUCAAAAGAUGGCAUUCCUAUCAAAGACGUUAGCCAGGGAAUGUUAGUACCUGUCUUGCAUUAUCUACAUGGCUGUCGCCUCAGCAAGGACAGAGAAUCAACAAGAAGAAACGAUCAAGGAAAGAUGGGAGCAUCGUGUCAGAUUUUGGACUCACUGGUCCUCGAAGGUCUGAGUACUUGCAGUAAAGAUGCAGAAGAGGAUUUGAGAGAUGACUUCACUUUCCAGAAAAGCCCUCUGGUCCAGGUAAUGAUUGGUGCCUGUCGGUUUUUGGUUAGUGAGCUGAAGCAGGAGCUGGAAGAUCUGUGUGUUUCUCUGGUCCUGUCUUCUUUAACCAGGGCUGCUAAAAAACCAGCAGCAUCUGAAAAGGAAACAGCUGAUAAAGCUGCACCUAAAACAGACCCAGAGUGUCUCCAGUCUGCUGAGGAGGACCUGGCUAACCGGACAUCAGAACUGGAGCUGACUGGUUUCGAGAUUCUCACAGACAGUUUUCUCAGUCCCAAACCAAACGGUUCACCACAGCAAACGCACAACAAGAAACCCAAUGUCAAUACGGUCGACAAGGGAAGCUGUCCAGUCAAACACGUCACGUCCAUUUCCAAAGUGCGUCGCAUUUCAUUCGUGGACAAAUCAAUCACUGCAAAUGGGGCAAGGUUAAAACCAAAGAACCCGGUCAAAGGGUCACCGAGGCCUCUGAAAUCAACAGCUCAGGACGAUCACUUCACCUCAGGAGGAGGUGCAGCUGGUGGAGCUCUGGCUGCUCUCCUUACACAGUUGUACUGGUUUUCCCAGUGUUAUAGCUAUCCAACCCUGGGUCAGACCUGCCUCUCCCUGCUGCUGGGUUGUCAAGACUGUCCACAGCCUUUCCCGUACUCCCUUGUUGGGGAUUGCUUUCGCACACUUGCCGCAAAGGCCGACUGUGUUGAGGCUCUGAAACAGGAUCUCAUGGUUCUGGUCACAACAGCGUUGGGUUGAGUUAGAGUGAGACUAGAAAGUUGGGAAUAUGGUUUACUGUUUCAUUUUUGUUUUUGUUUUGGGAUAGCAGCUCUCCACACUGAUCUCCUGCACUGGUUUAGCAUGGACAGCCUUAGGUGAGGCAUUAUAUUCAGUGUAAUGACUGUUUUUUUUUAUUCUUUGCUUUUGUGGAUUCCUUUGGAAAAUAUUUUGCUCAUUAGGAAGAAAUCAUCUACUCAAAGCGCUGUGUGCUUCACAUGGUCUGUGGAGGAGCCAAACGAUCAUAUCAUACACCAUAAAGUUCCCUGUUAUUAAUUAGCGUCCACGUAAUUUCUUUAGUGCCAUGUGAUUCAUCCUGCUCCAGUCAUACUGCUGGCAAAAUGAGCCUUAAGAAGGUGCAAUUUAAAAAAGAAUUUAAAUCAAGCCAAUUUUUUUUUUCUAUUCAUGUACUUGUUUAUUAUUAUUGCCAAAAUGUUCUAUAUCUUUUUUUUUUAAUUGAUAUCAGUGAACGGAUUUGGUUCUUAGACUGGAUGCAGGCAUAAUUGAAGUGGAUGCCAUUCCUUUAAUGAAAUUAUGAUAAUCCUAAAUGCAAGUCAUAAUCACAGUACUGUAAUCCAAAAAACAUUUUUGUUCUUCAGCAAUGGAAAAAAACACGUUGUUUUUUUUCUAGUUCAAAUGUAAAUACAUACAUAGAAAUUGUAUCCUGUCCCAGCAUGAAGUAUUUUGUUUUUGUUGACUGCUAUUGAAUUUACUUCUAAUGACAUUUGUUAUCAUUUUUAUUUUAUUUUUGGACAAAGUGUAAUCACAUGACUAAUUUCAUUAAUGUCAUUUUUGCUUAAAGUGCUGGAGUAAUCAGGAAUCAAGGAGCCUGUUGUUUAUUUUGUAAAUAUAGAUCAUAUAAAAAAAAGGCCUUGUAAAGAUUUGACUUUCCACAUAAUGAACCUAUGACAGUGAAUACAUUAUUGGAAAAUCA